Messenger RNA from Macrosteles quadrilineatus (aster leafhopper), 5331 nucleotides. RefSeq names its product cadherin EGF LAG seven-pass G-type receptor 1-like. Gene Ontology annotation, molecular function: protein binding; calcium ion binding; G protein-coupled receptor activity. The record is from RefSeq and is a predicted model, not a curated record. NCBI's taxonomy places the organism in Eukaryota, Metazoa, Arthropoda, Insecta, Hemiptera, Cicadellidae. The transcript is spliced from 23 exons. Gene Ontology annotation, cellular component: membrane. Gene Ontology annotation, biological process: cell surface receptor signaling pathway; G protein-coupled receptor signaling pathway; homophilic cell-cell adhesion. Bases 66 to 4625 code for a protein of 1519 amino acids.
GACUGGGUCGGACAAUCUCUUCUGGACCGACUCGGACUCUGACAUGUCUUAUCACCACUAGAGUGAUGUUACCAGUUAUGGAUGUUCUCUCGGUGCUACUUCUGCUGUAUGUCGUGGGAGCCGUCGCGGGAUCGGGAUCCGGGCGGCUGAGGUUUUCCCGGAUGGAGCAUGAGCCCCGGGUCUACGCCGCCGCGCCCUCAGGGCUCCUCGUGGCCAGGGUUCGAGCCUUCGACGUCGACGACCCAAACGUGAUGCCCUUCUACCGUCUACUGGGGGACUCCGUGCCGGCCAGCGACGCCCAGUACUUCCAGAUACAUGCAGAGUCUGGCAACCUUACGACUAAACGAUAUAUCGACCGACCAACAGGGUCUGUGUACAACGUGAUGGUAGCUGCCUACAACAACGGAGACACCGAGUAUACAGAGCUAGCCAUCAAAGUCACAGAGUACAACAAGUAUCCACCCAACUUCCGUUCCCAGAACUACAAGGUGGACGUAGAACUUAUAGCUCCUGUCGGAACAGAGAUAAUCAAAGUGCAAGCUCUCGACAACGACCCACAGCACUACAACUCGGAAGUUUACUACUACUCUCAGUCUAGGGUUGUGGGAAUCAAUCGAACAACAGGGGUCAUCUCACUGAGGGAGAACCUGCACCCUAGGGAUCGCACCCUGAACGUCAAUCUCCUGGCGUUCGACGGCGGAUCUCCCAGGAGGUCUGCGAGGUCCAAGCUUACCAUCAAUGUCAAAAUCAUCUCAGCUCCAAGAGAUCUCUCCGUGGAGCAGACUGGGGACCAGUGGGCGAUGCUUUGUUGGUCCCCUCCCCCCAGUGGCAGUCCCCUCGGCUACGUCAUCUACCUGACGUCCACGACGGACUUCAUGUCUGACCGCGCCCCCAGCGUCUCUACCCAGAGGAACAUCACUAGAGAGGAGCUGGGGUCGCGAGGAGGCCGUGACUGUACGGCGCUCGCAGAUCUGGAGUCAUGGAGCGACUUUGAGGCUCGCAUCGCAGGAUGGGAUGUCAACGAACUGGGCAUGAUUAGUAGAGCUAUCUCCUUCGACACCAAAGUCAAUAGAACAUGCUACAAUUUAAACAACAGCCAGUUUAAGUGUUCUUGCCUGGCGGGCUUCUACGGAGAAGAUUGCUCGAAUUUCAACCCUUGUUCAAGCACUGUGUCUCCGUGCCAACAUGGAGGGACUUGCACCAGCUCAGGAAGUAACCAGUAUGUCUGCGAUUGCCCGGCAGGCUACCAAGGGCAGUCCUGUGAGAUAUUCAACCCUUGUUUGCAAACCGCGUGUAAAAACGGAGGAAUUUGUGAAAACAAAAGUAGUACUGAAUUUGGCUGCACCUGCCCCUCUGGUUAUACUGGAAAUUUUUGUGAGGUGGAAAUAGACGAAUGCGAAUCUUCCCCCUGUCUAAACCAAGGAAGAUGUGUCGACGAAAUAGCUGCCUUCAGAUGCAUCUGUAUUUCAGGAUUCGAUGGAGAUUUGUGCGAGACAAACGUCGACGACUGUCUUUCCAGCCCUUGUCUUCAUGGAGGCACGUGUGUAGAUUUGGUGGACGGACAUUCGUGUACUUGCAUCUCAGGACGAACUGGCCCUGUAUGCGAAUUUGAAGUGAAAGAAUGUGCCUCAACCCCUUGUAAGAACAACGGAACUUGCGUGGAAGAUACCCCUGGAUACACUUGCGUCUGUAGCGCUGGAUUUGAAGGCGAUUCUUGCGAAGUAGAAAUAAACGAAUGCAGUUCGUACCCUUGUCUAAACGGCGGUACCUGCAUAGAUGGUGUAAACGACUUUAGAUGCACUUGUCUGCCUGGGUUCACUGGACGACGAUGUGAUAUUAAUAUCGACCUUUGCUCAGAUUAUCCUUGCCAGAAUGGAGGGACAUGUAUACAGUUUAUCACAGAAAAGGAAGCCUACUUCUCUUGUCAUUGUGCUGCUGGGUUUAGUGGCCACUCUUGCCAUCAGAAAGAAAGGUGUCCUCCUGAGAUUCAGCCCACCAAGAAAGGUACAUUUAUGUGGCCGGAGCUAGAGUUUAACACGACAUUUCAACUCGAAUGUCCUUACGGAUCCUCAUCAAACGCUUCUCGCGAAACAGAAGCUGCACAGAGAAUCGGCAAGAAAACCAUCAACAAGGAGAACCCUGAGAGGCAUAGAGAUGAUGGCAGAGUGCAGCACAGACUCUCAAGGAAUGGAAAACCAUUUGCAGAAAGGACCUGUAUACUAUUGAACGGUUCUGCAGUCUGGGCUCCAAUACGGGAUCAGAACUGUAGGGAAGAGGGUUACUCCAACGCUGAACUAAUGACAGAACGACUUCAUGCUCUGACAAAGUCUCCAUCUUUGAUCAACGGUUCCGUAUUUCUGGAGGUGGCGUCUCAACUCAGGCAGAUUCUAUCUUACGCCAUCAACGAUAGGAAGAUCGCGCGCAGUAUGGUGCACAUUGUAAGCAGUAUUCUAGAAAUGGAGAGUUCUGUAAUGGACCGUGCAGAUGUCAAUGGUUCAGUGGCAUACUCCCUCGUGGAGACACUCAAUUCCUAUACUGCGCAUGCACACUUGCCUCCAUCAGGGCCCGGCCUAGCCCUCGUCUCCCCUAACAUAGCCCUACACAUUAGACUAGUUGAGAAAAACUUCGCAUCAUCCAAGCCAGGAGUAAUUUUUGCUCCGAUGCAGGUCUCUGAGGAUGUCACGGCUAGUCAGCUAACUAGCUCACGUAAACAGCAAGUAAACAUCGAAGUCCCUCAGGAGGCCAUUAGAGGAGUACCAUCCACUGAAAAAGUCCGAGUGCAGUUUGUGUACUACAGAAACUCAAAACUGUUCAAAGACCGGAGAAGAUGGCGCCUGGACAGGGACUCGCCCGUGCUGAGCGCCAGCCUAGCCAACACCACUGUUGCCAACCUUAGCAGUCCUGUGCGCUACUCGUUGCCAACGUCAGGGUUUCCUCGAGGUCACACGUGCGUCUACUGGGACACAUAUGGGAUGCAGUGGACAACCACGGGAGUCAGAACUAAUGUUACAAAUGGCUGGGUGGUUUGUGAAGCUGAUCAUUUGACGGCGUUCUCGGUUCUUCUGGACCCCCACCCUGGCAGAUACCUCCCUCAUGACCACGAGGCGGUACUGACUGCUAUCAGCUACUUCGGUGCUCUCUUGAGCAUCACGGGACUUCUCCUUACAGUUCUCACCUACUCGCUCUUCAGAUGCCUGAACAGAGAUCGGUCUGGCAAGAUCCUGUUGAACCUUUGCAUCUCCUUACUCUUCAUGAACAUCUCAUUUCUGGUCAUCUCCAUCAAGGAACACAUCGGUGUCUACCAGCAGGACCUGUGCAUGGUUGUGGCGAUGCUGGUCCACUACUUUGUUCUGUCCUCGCUGUGCUGGAUGCUGGUUGAAGCUGUCAACAUGUAUCAACUUCUCAUCACUGUGUUUGCCUCCUCAGAGACGAGAUUUAUACUGAAGAGGAUGCUAUUUGCUUGGGGUGUACCUAUGUGUGUUGUCGGAGGGACGGUGUACUACACUGGGUUCCACUACUACAGAUUCCGCGACCCAGAAUGGUGCCUAUUCUCGCCCUCUAGCACUGCUGUGUAUUACCUUACAUUUGUGGGACCAGCAACCUUCAUCCUCUUCGUCAACACUGUUGUGUUCCUGAUGGUCACCCGGGUCCUUUGUCAGAGACGCAACAUAUCCAAGAACGGACAUAAAAACGAGGACGGAGUCACGGCAGCUCAGGUCCGCGGUGCGUUCACAGUGAUGACCCUACUAGGAGUGACUUGGAUCUUUGGAGUGUUUGCGGUCGGAGAGCUCAGAUUGUUCUUCCAGUACGUGUUCAGCGUCGCCAACUCUCUGCAAGGCUUCAUCAUCUUCUUGGUGAGAUGUGUCCAGUACCCCGAGGCACGGAGGGCCUGGGGAAGGUUCCUGAGAACUGGUGAGCUCAAGAGCUACAGAGGAGGCAAGGGUCGCAGCACCUCCACGAGACACACCUCCUCAGGCAGCCAGUCCAGAAACACCGGGACGGUUAAGGGUGACAUCGCAUGGGGAGGAGUGAGAUCGAGGAAUCAGCAAGAGCGGAUGAGAGAGUUGCGGACAGAGAUCGUGCGGCCCCGCAACAAGAACUCCGUCUCCGCCUCCUUCACCCUGCCACGACCCUCCGCCGCACCACAACCCAUGCACGGGUCCAUGUCUCGCAGCAGAAGUCUCCACCUGGAGGACAACAGCUCCAAGGAGGGCGACGACACCUCGUGGAGGUUCAUCGCACCCUCAGCACCACCUGCUCCUACAGACCAGGGCUAUGGCACUGCUGAGCACUCCCCCGAGAGUCCUCGGCAGCAGCCCCGGCGCCAGACCGCGGCCCCGCACCUUAGUGUGUCGACUCCUGAGCGACUCCACUCCAGCCCUUGCCACCCGUCUGCAGGACCCUCCGCCCACAGCGAGAGCGACAUGGUAGUCCCUCCGGAGUUGUACCCUCCACGGCGCGAGAGUGACGCCACCACCACAGAACCGACCUCCACAGUAACCUCCCCAUCGCCAACCCCUUCACCAUCAACCACUCCUACCGGGAGUCCUUCUCCUGUCCACGUGUGGACUCACAUCCCUCCCCAUAAACCUCCCAAACGACUCCACUGUGAGGAGCUCCUCUAGAACGGGGCCAAACUGUUCUCACCUAGUCAACCUCAUCCCACCUGUAGGUUGCCCAGAGGUCACAUGUGCGAGCAGCUGAUAUAGUCGGGAUGGUUUUGGUAACUUGAAUCGCAUAUCCUAGUUUAAGGCAGGACAACCUAAUUUAAUUAAACAAUUAAUUACGUUCUAGUUAAUGAAAUCGUUAGUUGCGGCCACGAGAUUUUGAAUAUUGAAGCUUAAGCUAGUUAUACUACGAGGACCAAUGGUUACGUUUUUAUCAUGAUUAAAAUUAAAUAACAGCCUUUUGACUAUUGAUUAUCCUAGCUGCAUGGCAACAUAUUGGGUUAAAUUAUUCAGAAUAACAUACAGAGUAUUAUCUACAGCAUUGAUAUGUUUAUGUUUAGAUAUAUAAACCAAAAUAUUUGGUAUCAUGUAACGACAUUCAAACCCUACAAUCAAAUAACCACUGAUUGGUUUUAGCUGACCUGUAAAAUAUUUGAUCCUCCAACAAAUCGCCGAAACAACUUCUAAACUGUUGAACUUGUGAAAUAAAACAACGAAAAUAUCUAGAACCGUUGAAAUGGAAAGUUAACAUUUUUACUGUGUAUACACCAAUUAAAAGCUCUUCUCUGUUUGAAAUUUUUAUAAAAAAAAACAACAUUUUUCAGGGAAAUAAUUUCACAGGUUUAAUUCAUUAGCAACGUUUUUUAUUCAUAGAAUUUUGUUG